AUAAGAGCCGUGGCAGGACGCCAGGCAGGGCUGGAGGAUGUGCUGCAGCUCCGCUGUGCCGCGCACGGCCGGGCCGCAUCCCGCAGGCACCGAGCAGUGAAAGCAUCCAUCGCCGCGGGGAAACGUGCUGGAGCCGGGGAGGAAAGGGAGCGCAUCCGUGUGCGGGUAGCCAGUGUGAAGAUGAGCUGUGAAGAGAUCGCCGUGUGUGCAGUACGGCUCAGAGAAAACCUCUGCCUCUAUUUUGAAGAUGAUGAGCUGGAAUGUGAUGCGUUUUGUAAGGAAAAAACUAUCAAACGAUUCUUUCGAAAUGUCAAUAGCCAAUUGCUUGUGGUUCGUCCAGAUUUAAACAUGGCAGCUUUUGAAGAUGUAACAGAUCAGGAGGUGAAAUCUGGCACUGGAAUGUACUUCAACAUUCACUGUUACAAGACCACCGCGCCUUCAGCAGGGAUGCCUGUUGCAUUCAGCGUCCAGGUAGAAGAUAAGAGUUACUACAUGUGCUGUGAGAAAGAGCAGGGGAAAAUGGUUGUUCGAUUUAGGGAAGGAGAAGUUCCCACAGACAUUCCUGGUGAAAGUAACAUCAUAUUUUUCAAAAAGACAUUUACAUCUUGCAGCUCCAAAGCUUUUAAGUUUGAGUACUCACUUGAACAAGGAAUGUUCUUGGCCUUUGAGGAAGAAGACUCCUUAAGAAAAUUAAUUUUAAAGAAACUGCCGAGAGAAGAUGAAGUCGAUGAAACCACAAAGUUUGUAACGAGUCGUAAUGAAAGGCACAACCUAUGAUAUAUUUCUACACUCUUAAAAUGUAAUUUGGCUUUUUAUGAAAGAAGUCUAAUUCAUUCAAAAUCCAAAGGAAGACAAUUGUAUAUUUAGUAUAUUUACAUAUAGCCAGCUACAGUAAGAUAGUCCAAAAACGAGCAUCUUCAAAUGCAAAACAAAUGCAAGUUGUUGGGGAAAAGCAAUAGAAGAAUGUUUUCUAGCAAAUGACAGCAAAGAGAAUUACGAAGUGUAUAAACAAGAACAUGCAUGUGUUCAUAAUCCUGUACAGUUUGAUCUCAAACAUCUUUAGAGCUUGUUGAACAAACAGUUUUGAGGUAAAUGUCUCAUACAUGGAAAAGAUCUGUUUGAUUUUGAUUGGGGAAGAUGUUUGAUCUUCCCCAUCUGGGGAUGGAGAGAAAACAGCUGAAAAAAAGAAAACUGCACAUUUCCUAUGCCAGAUCGUGAAUCUUGCCAAUAAACGUCAUUACCUUUUUUAUUAUUUUUUUACAUUA
Molecule: messenger RNA, 1265 nt
Organism: Lagopus leucura (white-tailed ptarmigan)
Lineage: Eukaryota; Metazoa; Chordata; Aves; Galliformes; Phasianidae
Gene: IL18
Product: interleukin 18
Exons: 6
Coding region: 181-777 (198 amino acids)
Biological process (GO): immune response; inflammatory response
Molecular function (GO): cytokine activity
Source: RefSeq, a predicted model, not a curated record